Messenger RNA from Sclerotinia borealis F-4128, 2421 nucleotides. The record is from the annotation of a GenBank genome assembly. NCBI's taxonomy places the organism in Eukaryota, Fungi, Ascomycota, Leotiomycetes, Helotiales, Sclerotiniaceae.
AUGGAAUCAACACUCGGCAGUAGAACCCCACCACCACGUUUGGUGGAUAUCAAAUUCUCAAGACCUCAGUCUAUGGUAACGCCAUCAUCUAUCAAUCCUACACUAGUAUCGCGCCGCCGCACGAGCAGGUCUCAUCAUCAUGGCACGGUUGAUACUGUCCCAGAGUUGAGGAGGUUUAACACUUCGGGUACCAAAUCAAGCAUGGGAACGAGACCCCGCCAUACAACCAGUCAAAGUUAUGGGUCUUUGGAUACGAUAUCACCGCGACGUGAGAGAGAAACCAUGAAAGAUUUAUCUGACUUUCUCACGGCAUACGAUCCACCGGCGCAUAAUCUAGUCGCUCCUCCACAAACCAGUCCACGGAAGAGGUUCAGUCUCCUUCGUAGGAAGCAGAAGAAAGAGCCAAAGUCCAAUCAGUUCUUGAGACUUCCCGAUACCGCAAUUUCCGCUAAAACUCGUCAGGGUGUGAAAUAUAUAGCAAUUUCGAUACCAUUAGAGCACGAUUACCUGGGAAGAUUACCGACGCUUCCUGAGUCUGUUUCUCAAUCAAAACGUCCUUUGAUACUUGACAGGGGACCUGUUAUCGUUCACAAACCAGUUUACAACGUUGGGGAGUCUAUCACACCUCCGCCUGGUCUUCCUAUGUUCGAGAGGAAAGAAUCUUAUUCCAAGAAAAGUACUUGCGGACCUGGCACUAUGACCAAAGUGAUAACGAAACCAGGAUCUGAGGAGGUCAUUCUACAAAAUGGAUAUAUUCAACGAACUAGUCAGGUAUAUACACCUAUCGAAAGUAUUUAUCAUGAUGCAUCAGAGACACGACCCAUAUCUAAUCCAUCAAAAGGGACUACCUCUUCUGGCCCCCCAUUCAAAGUAACACUGGUAGAUGAUUGUCGAGCAAACUCCCUCAAUUCCGUCAGCCGCCCUGUUUUAUGGAGACAUGAAUCGGAUGGACCUUUGAGAGUAGUAAACAGGACACCCUCUCCCGAUAUCAAACCCACCUAUCAAAGCCAUAGAGUAAUAAAAUCGAUAUCAACUGUUCACAGUGUCGCAACCACCGGAACAGGUAUUAGACAGUCUCUAAAGUCUACACUAGGGAGUGUCAAUACAAAUUCAUCAGCCGCGCCAGCUGUAUUUGGUACCGCUGAAACGAUCGACCUUCAGAGUUUUAUGGGGACUAUACCAGGGGCUUUCCUCGCUUCACCUCAAAGUGAGAAAAUGGUGCAAUUUCGGGCGGCUAACCUAGGAGAGCCGAAAAAUGCUCCUGCGAUUCAAGCUACUAGUCUAAUAACACCUAAGUCACCCAAAAGUCCACAAGUUGGCAGUAAUGAGAAAAAAGCAGAUCAAGCAGCACAAAUGAGUCGUCGCGAAAAAGUGCGAGCAAAGAAGGAAAGAGACGUGGCUUCACUUCGCUCGAAGAAUUCUGAUCUGAACAAAUCAAGUUCGAAUAGUAUAUCUACCCAGUCCAUCCCAGAUUCGUCUCCAACUGCGGCCGGAAUUUCUUGUCUCUCAAACCCAAGCAUAAAAUCUGCUAAACUUCCAGCUCGAUCAUCAAACCGUCUCUCAAAAAAAGCCGCCGUUCUAUCGACAUCAAACAUAAUGCUAGUAGCUGAUCUUCCGCCAUUCAUCAGUCAUGUUCACCAAUCUGACCUCAACCUCCCUCACAAUCUUCCUCGUCCUCUUUCCCCAGCUUCAUCAAUUCCAUCGCCAUCACGUCUUCCUCGCCCUAAAUUCAUUCCAACCAAACCUCUCCACCGCCUCGAUAAUGGGAAAUCUGUUUAUGUGCAUCAUUCUACCCAAACUCGGCACCCCAAUUCCAUAAUCUCAGCCCAUAGCCAUACCUCAAUGUCUCCUAUCUCUCAAUGGCAAAAAUCACAUCGUACACGGCCAAAUAGCGAACCCUUCGCAUAUCCUCGACUAGAAAAUUCGUCCGAUAAUUAUGAUCCACAUGGUUUGGAUAUGGAUAGGGAUCUCAGGAGGAAAAGGGAAACGAGUAUGGGGAUGGGAAGCCCGAGGGAAAGGGAAUUGGAUGUUAGAUUGAGGAUCAUCGAAAGGGAUACGGAUGUACUUUUGAGGACGCUGGGGGAGAUUGCGAGGAGUUUUGAUAAUUUGGUCCCACUAACCAGGAUGAGCUUUGGAAGGGACUCUGAGCUUAGAGAUGGUGUUGGGAGAGGUACGAGAUCGAGUGUUAUAGGUGGGGUUGCUGGUGAAGGGGGUAAUGGUAAGAAGAGGGGUGAGAGGGGUGAGGGGAGUAAUAGGAAGAGAGCAGCUACGACGGGGAUGGGGAUGGAGAAUAGGAAUGUAAAUAUGGAUAUGGUGAUGAGAGAUGUUCAGUUGGCGGCUCCGAAGAUCGAUGAGGAGAGUGUGGUGGUGGGAGAGGAGGAUAUUCAUGGAGAUAAUGACAGGGAUAGAGCUUUUGUCUAA